AUGAACAAGGACCUGUUCUUGAAGAUUGUCCACGGCGUCAGGGAGUACGACACGUACUUCAUGGUCAAGAAAGAUUGCACAGUUUGUGGCGUGCGCUGUCUUGCAUACGGAGCUCUUCCAGAUACAACCAAUGACUACCUACGGAUUGCAGAGUCGACAUGCACAGAGACUCUCUACAAGUUCUGCCGAGCCGUCAUAGCGGUGUUUGGUAAAGACUAUUUGGGAGCACCAAGAGCAGAUGAUACAGCUCGGAUCCUACAGAAGAAUGCAGCAAGACGGUACCCUGCUCUUAUUUGGUCUAAGACACAGAUGUGGGAGGUGAUGAACGCCUGUGUGAUCAUCCACAACAUGAUUAUUGAGAGUGAGCGUGACACACCUGUGAAGGAUGAUCAUCCAUUUGAUUAUCAAGGACCACUAGCUGAGGUAGAGCAUGUGCCCCAAGAAUUUGUUGCUUUUCUUCAUAUGCACAAUGAAAUUCGAGAUGUAGGUGUCCAUGCACAGCUGAAGGCGGAUCUAGCUGCGCAUUUGUGGGCGAGAAGAGGAGCAGCCAACAAUGCAUGA
Messenger RNA from Lolium perenne, 561 nucleotides. RefSeq lists its product as uncharacterized. NCBI's taxonomy places the organism in Eukaryota, Viridiplantae, Streptophyta, Magnoliopsida, Poales, Poaceae. The record is from RefSeq and is a predicted model, not a curated record.